Messenger RNA from Fonsecaea nubica, 3366 nucleotides. RefSeq lists its product as hypothetical. The coding region runs from base 1 to 3366 and encodes 1121 amino acids. NCBI's taxonomy places the organism in Eukaryota, Fungi, Ascomycota, Eurotiomycetes, Chaetothyriales, Herpotrichiellaceae. Gene Ontology annotation, molecular function: protein binding. The transcript is spliced from 5 exons. The record is from RefSeq and is a predicted model, not a curated record.
AUGCUCAACGCCCCAGAAAAGCCACCAAACACCGCCGAUGUUGUCGAAGAAUGUUGGCUCAAAGCGGUUGAUCACUUCAACAGCCGCCUCACUAAAGAUCGACAAAAGAAGCUCAAGGUUGAGGAGCUCGGCAAGAAAUUCGACUGCUGCACUCUUGGACAGCUGGCAAGGUCGAUCGAAGCCAACCGACGACCCGUGAAUGAUUUAGACCGGGGUUGGAAAAGUACCUUGCGCACCAUCAUCCGCAAAUUGAACGAUUGUGCACCCGCCGGUGAUGUCGUUGUAGCGACUCAACCGGUCGUGGCAGCUCUAGUGUGGGGAGCCAUUCGCCUCUGCUUGCAGUUGGGAGCCUCCUACGUCCAAUUUCUCGACGACAUUGGACAUGCGCUGGUGGUGAUUGCGGGAAGUACUGGUAUCUACGAACAAGUCGCACGCACCUUUAAGGAAAAUCGGGAUAUCCUGGAUCAAAUUGCCGAAUACUUUGCCCAUAUUCUCGGCUAUCUCGUCCGUCUCGAGAUUCAAAUCAGUCGAAGAGGAAUAGCUGGCGUGCUCAGAGGGAGUAUCUCGCUGAAGCUGAAUCGUUGCUUCUCGGACCUCAAGGCUCUGGAGCUUCGACUUGACCAGCGCAUUACACAUACCAUACACCAAGGACACAUUGUACAUGAGACUAGGGUUACCGACGAAAUCAUUGCUCAGAAAAAAUUCCGCGAAGGCUCGGGGAAGACGGUCCUGGUCCACACGCUCGCCAGCGCACUCGAAAAUCAGACAAUACUUUUGUUUUCAUUUGGGACUGAGAUUCGCCGCAGCCGUGACCAGAUCCGCCAAUUGUUUCUCUCAAUGCUCCUGCGAAUUUGCACAUCUGGACUGAUCGAUCCGUACCAUGAUAUUGCUCCAGGGCUGAUACAGUUGAAGAGACUUCGCACUGCAUUUGGGCAUGCCAGCCAGUGUGGUACGCAGCAACUGGCCCAAACUACGAGAGACAUCGUGUCAAUUCUUCCCCCGGUGAUACUUAUCAUCGAUGCGGUGGACCAAUGCGGUGAGACCGACGACCGCAACCUUUUGAUGAAAACAUUAACGGCCAUCUCUGAAAAUGCCGACCACGCAGUUGUCCUGACGUCGAGGGGCGAGCCAACUAUACCAAACUCACACAUGAUCGAAUUGACGCCUGACAAGACAAAAUUAGAUAUCGAACGGUAUGCCAUACAAGAGAUCUCGCGAUUCCGAGGACUGCAAUCAAUCCAGCACGAAAUCCUACGUCGAAUCGAUAGAGACAGCGCAGGAAGCUUUCUCUGGGUGCAUCUGCUCCUGGACCAUGUCCGUCAAGGACCCAGUCUUCAGACUCGAACACAGAAACUGAAAGCCUUCCCAACUGAACCGCAGCGAGUAUAUGAAGCGGUCAUUAGGGAGAGUGCUUGCAAAUUCGAAGAGCAAGAUCAAGAACGGCAGAAGUGCAUUCUCCGGGUGCUUGCCACAACGCGGUCCCCUCUAACGCUGCAGUCCCUGUUUCUCAUGGUUGAUGGUGAUGACAGCAAUGCCGAAUUUAAGGGCUCAUCGCGUAACGAUGAGGAUUUGGGCGUAGAUCUCGAUGCUCUGUGCCAUCCCCUCGUGCGAGUUCGAGCCGCUCACGUCUACCUCACACAUCCCACUCUUAGAGAGUACAUUUACAGUAACGCCAGGUCGGAGGAUCCUGACCUGUUUCUCGCCAGAAAAUGCCUGGAGAAAUUGACCAACGAAAGGUACCGCUCUUGGAAGACUGCUUUACGGCUAUUACGGAAACAUCUGUUGCCACCUCACAUGGUAUCGGAUAGUGACGACAGUCAACCACUGAAAGAGUCGGUUCUCUACGAGUAUGCAGUUCUUCACUGGCAUGAGCACGUGUCGGCGCUUCGGAAGCCCCCAGUUGACGUUCUCGGUCUUCUUUCCCAAUUCUUGGAGGGGAUUGAGAGUGUCGUUUGGUCAGAAAAUCUGUUUGAGGCGAAGCAACAGAGUGGCAUUGCGCCACAAUUGGAAGUACAGACGAUGCUCAAAACAUGGUAUGACAGUCUGGACAAGGACACGCAGGAGAAGAUACCCAUCAAGGACUAUUUUGUCAAGCCACAUGAAGAGCUACAGAAAGAAUUGAAGGAAAAGGCUCAAGACAAGGUGGCCCCGUAUCUCCCAUUCAUGCGACUCGGUCAAUUUUUCAACCUUGGAGGGCGAUCCCAACGAGACUGGCACAAAGGUUUUAUGUACAAGGAAGCGGUGGCAGCAGGCUUUGAAAGUAGUCUGGGUGCCCGACAUCCACUAACGCUCCAAACAAAAACGAGUAUGCUACAAGAGUUCUUUUGGCAACGCCGAUUCGAGGAAGCCGAGCACGAGCUGUCAAAGGUUGCAGCUAUACAAAGAGAAAUUUACGAUCAGGACAGCCUGGAUGUUUACGUUACUGUGCAACUGCUAGGCUAUGCACAAUUUUCUUGUGCUCGAUUCAAGGAGGCGAUGGCGAGCCUCGAAGAGACCGAAAAGGCCUUUCAACGCUUGGAGGGUGAGAAUUCGCCCAAGGGUCUAGUGACAAGACUUUAUCAAGGGUAUGUGCAGGAAAGACAGAGGGAACUAAUCACAGCUCGUAGGAAUUAUGAGAUCAUCCUCCGCGAGUGGACUCCCAUCGGGGGGGAUGCUCAUCCAUUGUCCAUCAUGGCACGAACAGCGCUCGGCAUGGUCUGCCGCAAAUUGAAAGAGCACUCGACGGCGGAAGAAUCCUUGUUGAAUGCUUGGAGGCAGAGACGAAAAAUUUUCGGCGAUGAUUUGAAUCUGACUGUCGACACUGCCCUGUCGCUGGCGCUGGAAUAUCGAGACAAUACAAAGUUGGAUCUUGCCAAACAAGUCCUGGAGGCGAUCAAAUCUUCUGAGGUAUUUACCACCGACUUUGAGCGCGGUUGUCAGUGGCAGUACGUCUUGUCUCUGAUAGAUUUCGACCGUGGAUAUUACAACCGACCAAGGAUGGUUCUGCGGGACCUCAUCGACCAGAGCAUCGGAGACAGUAGGGAGGAUAACAACAGGUCGCUGCUCUGGAUACGCCUGACACUGGCCAAUGUGCUCCGGCACCAUGAAAACCCCGACGAAGCCGCCGCAUUGUUCAGUGAGAUUGUGGAACCAACCGACGAGGUGGAAAGACGAUUCUGGUUUGCACCAGAACCCCCUGAGAGAUUACGGAUUGCGGAACAAGCGUUGCAGCUCGUGCAGGAGUGCCGAGAGGAUGAAGCCAAAGCACUUCUCCAUGCCAACAGACUCCAAUGGGUCCGCGAGCGCGACUUUGAUAUUUUGCAAGGAGGCCCGGUCACUGACGUUGCCGUGACCAACCCGGUUGUGACGAUCGUUACCGACCCCUAG